AUGGUCGUCCAUCUUUGUUGCCACUUACUCAAACCUGCGAAUCGCCAAUUUAUCUUGUUCGUCAAAGGCUACAACUCUUGGGCUUUACGUAUUCGAAAUGCUCCCUCUCUUCGUAAAGCAUUAACUAUUUACUCCCAGAUGCACCGUCAGUCCGUUCCUUAUGACAGCUUCUCAAUUCUCUUUAUGCUCAAAGCCUGCGCUCCUUCCCGCAAUCUCUCCAUUCUUGAGCACCUCCAUGCCCAUAUUGCCAAACUUGGGUUCACCUCACAUCUUUAUGUCGCUACAUCCCUUCUCUAUGCAUACGUCCUUAACUCUUUACAACUGGCUUGCUUGUUGUUCGACGAAAUGCCCCACAGGAACACUGUUUCCUGGAACACCAUGAUUUUUGGGUAUUCCAAGUCAGGGAACGUAGACAGAGCUCGCCAGCUGUUUGAUCUAAUGCCCUCAAGAGAUUUAGCAUCAUGGUCUGCUAUGAUUGCUGCUUACAUUAACAAUCGCAAUUACAAGUGUGGCUUGGUUCUUUUCCAGGAUAUGAUAGCCAGUGGUCUAAAUCCUGACCAAAUGGCGGCAGGAUCAAUCCUAAAUGGGUGUGCUCAUAUGGGCUCUUUAGGAUUUUUGGCCGGAAAAUCAGUUCAUGGUUUUGUGGUCAAGAAUAGGUGGGAACUGAACUUGGAACUUGGUACAGUUUUGGUUUAUAUGUAUGCCAAAUGUGGAUCUUUGAAGAAUGCUUGCCAGGUAUUUCAUUUGAUGCCUGAAAAGAACGUCAGGAGUUGGACUGCUCUGAUUUGUGGGUCGGUCCAGCAUGGCUACUCUAAGGAAGCAUUAGUUUUAUUUGAGAUGAUGAGGAAUGAAGGUGUGGAACCGAAUGAAUUGACUUUCACUGGAAUUUUAAGUGCGUGUGUUCAUGCAGGGUUAGUUCAAGAAGGCCGCAAAUAUUUUAACAUGAUUGAAGAAUUUAACUUGGAAAUUAGGAUUCAACAUUAUGGUUGUAUGGUUGAUCUUCUGGGUAAGUCGGGAUUGUUGGAGGAAGCCUAUGGCAUUAUUAAGAAUAUGAGACUCGAGCCUAAUGUCAUUGUGUGGAGCUCUAUUUUGUCGGCCUGUAAGCAACAUAACAGGUUUGACAUAGCUGAGAGAGUUAUUGAACAGAUAUUGGAAAGGACAGAACCCGAAAAUUAUGGUGGAAUUUACUCUCUCAUAUCUGAUUUGUAUGUUUUGGAGGAAAAGUGGGAUGAUGCAGAAAAGAUAAGGAAAUUAAUGAACCAAAAUGUGAGGAAGGUUAGGGCCUAUAGCCUUAUUAGAAGUGAACUGUAG
Molecule: messenger RNA, 1311 nt
Organism: Momordica charantia (bitter melon)
Lineage: Eukaryota; Viridiplantae; Streptophyta; Magnoliopsida; Cucurbitales; Cucurbitaceae
Source: RefSeq, a predicted model, not a curated record